Messenger RNA from Argentina anserina (silverweed cinquefoil), 1281 nucleotides. Its product is annotated as probable calcium-binding protein CML21. Bases 321 to 1004 code for a protein of 227 amino acids. Gene Ontology annotation, molecular function: calcium ion binding. The transcript is spliced from 6 exons. Lineage: Eukaryota; Viridiplantae; Streptophyta; Magnoliopsida; Rosales; Rosaceae. The record is from RefSeq and is a predicted model, not a curated record.
AAACCAUUUUGUAUAUUAGGUUCCCAGGUUCUGGUGUAUCCAAUAAUUUGUGGAAAGUCAGCGAAGGUGGUUCUUGUUGUAAAUUUGAAAGGAGCUGAAUGGGUGGAGAGGGACGACAAUACGUGUUGGGUUGAGCACAAAUAUUGGUUCAGACUUCAGAAGCCAAACAAAAGGCAUAAUUAGAGGAGCCCAUUUCUGAUCAAGUGCAUAUCUCGGUGCUUCUGAUCUUGUUGCAGUUUAGAUUCUAUAGAAGAGCCUGGGAAAUUCUGGCACCUUGGUCACUCGAAUCCUUCUUCCCAAGUAUUGUCUACUAAUUGGCAAUGGGGGCUGUAGUAGGGAAAAACGAAAGCCCUAGAAGUCUUCUGAUAACUGAAACGAAGCUGGAAGCCAAAAUGGUUGAAGCUAUGCAGCGAAGAGCCGCUAAAGGAAGUGUCAUGAAAUCAUUCAACAACUUAAUCUUGAAGUUUCCAAAGAUUGAUGAAAGCUUAAGAAAUUGCAGAGAUAUUUUCCAGCAGUUUGAUGAGGAUUCAAAUGGCGCAAUUGAUCAUGAUGAAUUGAAAAGAGCUUUUUCAAAACUAGAAGUCUCGUUCACAGAUGAGGAAAUCGACGAUUUGUUUGCAGCAUGCGAUAUUAAUGAGGAUAUGGGAAUUAAGUUUAAUGAGUUCAUUGUUCUUAUUUGCGUGGUCUUUCUUCUGAAGGAUGAUCAGAAUGCUGGUCAAAAAAAAGUGGAUAUGGGAAUGCCAAAGCUGCAGGCCACAUUUGAAACAUUGGUGGAUGCAUUUGUGUUCUUGGACAAGAACAAGGAUGGUUAUGUCAGCAAGAGUGAAAUGAUUCAGGCAAUUAAUGAAACUACAACAGGAGAACGCUCCUCUGGGCGGAUAGCCAUGAAAAGAUUUGAAGAGAUGGACUGGGAUAGAAAUGGAAUGGUGAACUUCAAGGAGUUCCUUUUUGCAUUCACUCGAUGGAUUGGAAUUGACGAUCUUGAUGAUGAGGAUGAAAUCUAAAGAUGAGAAGAAGAUUUGAUUUGGCACUUUCUGGAGUUUCCUAUACUUUACCAUGGCUGGUGUUAUAGAGCAAUAGAGGUAGCUCCUCUGUCGGAUCUACUUUUACAAUAACAGCCAAGUCGUUAUUCAGCAUAUGAAACGAUAUGAUCAUUUCAUCCUUUCUUUGAGAUCAGUGUAAAUAGUUUGUGAUGGACUUAUUCCAAUUCUCUUGCUGUUAAACAAGUUCUUGUUUCAGCUCAUACUUGCUGAAAUGCAAUAUGUAGAAGAAUCUUCUCUC